Molecule: messenger RNA, 1905 nt
Organism: Seriola dumerili (greater amberjack)
Lineage: Eukaryota; Metazoa; Chordata; Actinopteri; Carangiformes; Carangidae
Gene: nrsn1l
Product: neurensin-1-like
Exons: 4
Coding region: 95-721 (208 amino acids)
Biological process (GO): nervous system development
Cellular component (GO): transport vesicle; neuron projection; neuronal cell body
Source: RefSeq, a predicted model, not a curated record
CAGCUUUGGAGAUCUACCGGUCCGACGGCACAUGGAUCCCCAGUGAGAAGAGCGAGCACUCCGGCCACGGGGUGUACAAGGUGUGUGAGGUGUGAUGGCGCUGUGCUCCGAGGCCUGUGUCUCUGGCUCAGGAGGAGAAUCCUCCGGGAGUGAGGCGGGUUCUAGCUGUCUUCAGUUUGGGGUUCGUUCCUAUCUGCACCACUUCUACGAGGAGUGCUCGUCCUCCAUGUGGGAGAGAGACCCGGAGGAUCGGGGGUUCGUCCAGAGCCAGAGGUCAGCCCUGUUGUGGAACUCAGCAGUCUGGAAGGUGUCCUUGGCCCUGGGUCUCCUGAUCCUGACCGCAGGCAUCGCCAGCCUGUCAGUCGGUUACUCCACUCCCCAUAAAAUCGAGUCGUUCGGAGAGGGAGACCUGUUCUUCGUGGACACCCAGGCCGUCAGCUUCAACAGGGGGCUGCACCUCAGUGCCGCGGCCGGGAUCGGGCUCUCCUGCCUCGGCUCGGCCCUGGCGGUGAUGGGGGUCGUCGUUUGGAUCCUCCCCGGGGCCAACCUGAAAGAGAGGCUGUUCCACAGUGCGGGGGAAAGGGAACGGAGAGGAGAGUUACAGUCGAAGUGGAGGGGAUUCAGGGAUCCGGGGGACGUGGUCACUAAGCCCCCAGGUAUUGAGGAGGGGAAGAUACCUGUCACACUGUCGAAAGUGGAAAAUGUGCAACCCACUUCUUAAAAAGGCUUUUGUUGUGGUCCAGGGGUCUCAUUUACAAGCUUUAAUUAUUGUUUGUUUUUAAAGAUAAAUGUCUUUUCAGAACGCUAAUGGAGGUUGUUUCGUGACCUGGGCAUUACAGAUAGACAUAAGAUGUAGACAAGGGACUUUAAACACUUAAAAGCACAGCUUGAUUUGAAUAACAUGCAGUUUUUUUUUUGUUUUGUUUUUUUAAAUAAAUCCAAAUUAAAACAUAUAAAUGAGGCCCCAAGAGUUCAACCAAAGACCUUGUGCUUCGUACUACAGAAUAGGGAUAUAGCUGUUGACCAUAGACUGUGUUUGUGCAGUGCACUAGUCAUAUUUUAAAGAUAUAGUGAAUAAUAUCCAACCCGACACUAAAAGAGAGCAGAAUCCUAAUGACUGAUUGUAGAAAAUUAUAUUUUUACUCCUUACUUGAUAGUGUUUGUUGUAUUUUUGCUCUAUAUUUUUAUGUUAUUUUUUAAAUGGUAAUUGUAUCAGCUGUCCACAUAGUUAGACAUAUUGCAUGAAUCACACAGAAAAGCUACAUUUCCAUCCCCAUGCAUACACAUUUAAAGGACAUUCAGAAAGGUGCUCACAUAAAAAGAAUCAUUAACAAUUCUCUAUCUACAUUUUCACAUAUCCACACUAAUGCUCAGCCCGCUGUGCUGAACACAUGUACAGUCACAUGCACUUGCAGUCACCCGCUCACCCAGACACCCACACACACACAAAUUCGUGCUUCAUUGACAAUAUCACCUAUUUUCUCCCCACUGUAAUCUGGCUCUGUAAUUGCCUGCAAUCUGUGUCUCCAGGCAACAGUUGGGCUUCAAGUGCUCUAUUUUCAACUCUGAACAAAGACUCUUUUCUGAUUGGUCCCUCACACCCCCUCUCUUUAUUUUCGCACCAAUCAGAUUUUUUGUUUACAGGCUUACACAGUAGUAGUGAGUAAGUGGUGAAGCACUGAGGUGAGGGGAUUUUGCGGUGGCACCUUCGAGGCCAUCUGUUUGAUUGGGUGCUGCGGUUUUGUUAAAUUAGUCUGAAUAAUAGAGUACACAUUAGAAAAAAAUGUAAAAAAAGAGAAGAACCAUAAUGUCCUGUUUUAACGGCACUGAUUCCCUGUUGUUGUUUCAUUUUUAUAUUGUGUUAUUGGCUAUGAUGAAGAUUAUGGAGUCAAAUGAGGGUCAAGU